CCUUUACAUGGGUCCCAUCUGAGUGCUCACUUGGGCUACAGGCUGUAGGUGCUUGGGGCACUCUUGGAGUUGCUCUUGGAUCCCUUGAACAAUGGGGUUUGGCCCAGGAGGGCAAUUUGUGCUGCUUUGUGGCAGAGGAGAACUUCCCAGGCUAUUUUGUGUUUGCUGUGGGGAAGGUUGGUUAUUGCUUUGCAUAAAGUCACAGACCAGCAUGGAGCGUUUGCUUUGUGAUGUCAGGGCAUGGUUGCCACGUCACAGUGGUGACAUGAGAAGGUUGCCUUGGUGCACGGAAGGCCUCAGUGUCAGAGCAGCCCUAGGGCUUGCUCAGAGCAGGAGCACCCUACGCCUUGAGGCAUUUGUCAGUGGGCAGCUGCACACUGACAGGAGCCUUGUUUGUUCUAGUGUUGGAGCACAGCGUGCAAACUUGCACAGCAGUGCUACAAUGAUUCAGCAGCUUGCUGCUGCAGUGGUUACUGUUUAUGGCGUGACUUAUUCCGGCUAUUUUCUGACUCACCUGGCACGUCACAUAAAACAUGUAUUCAGCGGAGCUGAUCCUGAGUGCCUGAGAGGACUGGAUUUUCUUCACUCAAACCACAUGAUCCACCGAGGUCUGAAGAGCUGCAACAUCCUUCUCAGAACCAAUGGCUCUGUCAAGCUGGCUGACUUUGGCCUCUUUGCUCAGCUCACUCCUGAGCAGAGUAGACAAAGCUCCGUGGCCAGCACUUCUGGGUGGAUGGCGCCUGAAGUGGUGACAGGUCAACCAUAUGGCCCCAAAGUGGACAUAUGGUCUUUUGGAAUUGUGGGCAUUGAAAUGGUGGAACGAGAAGCUCCUUACUGGAAAGAAACUUCUGGCAUGCCUCGACUCGUGAUAGCCAGACGAGGGAUACCAAAGCUGCUGCAGCCCAACCUGUUUUCACCUUGGCUGUGUGACUUCCUGAGCUGCUGCCUGCAGACAGACAAGGAGCAGCGCUGGUCUGCCAAGGAGCUCCUGCAGGUAAAAUGCAAAGGGGCUGCAGGUGAAACAGGGUGCGAGGGAUGGGCUCCUCCUCCACGGAAGUCCAAGGCAUCAGAUGAGCCCCCUUCCUCCUCACCUCCACUCUUGGUGCUCUUGAAAUGAAAAUGGUGAGGAGUCCUAGACUGGGCUGGGCUGGCAGGGCCCUGUAAAGGUCAUCAGGUGCAAGUGUCCUGCAAUGAGCAGGGACAUCUUUAAAGAGA
Passer domesticus (house sparrow) is the source of this 1215-nucleotide messenger RNA. RefSeq lists its product as uncharacterized. The record is from RefSeq and is a predicted model, not a curated record. Gene Ontology annotation, molecular function: ATP binding; protein serine/threonine kinase activity. Gene Ontology annotation, biological process: regulation of axonogenesis; intracellular signal transduction; regulation of MAPK cascade. Gene Ontology annotation, cellular component: cytoplasm. NCBI's taxonomy places the organism in Eukaryota, Metazoa, Chordata, Aves, Passeriformes, Passeridae. Bases 92 to 1117 code for a protein of 341 amino acids. The transcript has 5 exons.